Messenger RNA from Spea bombifrons (plains spadefoot toad), 2432 nucleotides. RefSeq names its product mediator of RNA polymerase II transcription subunit 1-like. Gene Ontology annotation, molecular function: nuclear retinoic acid receptor binding; nuclear thyroid hormone receptor binding; transcription coregulator activity. Gene Ontology annotation, cellular component: mediator complex. The transcript is spliced from 17 exons. Lineage: Eukaryota; Metazoa; Chordata; Amphibia; Anura; Pelobatidae. Gene Ontology annotation, biological process: cellular response to thyroid hormone stimulus; regulation of transcription by RNA polymerase II. The coding region runs from base 1 to 2364 and encodes 787 amino acids. The record is from RefSeq and is a predicted model, not a curated record.
AUGGAGCCUGUGGUUGAUCUGACAGUAGAGGAGAACUGUGUUGAUUUGGCAGAGGAAAAGCCACCAAAAUGUCUUUUGAUACCAGAGAAUGAAAUUGAUAAGGCAGCUCCUGAUGUACUGCCUGUGACCAUUGAGCAUCAAGAAAGGAAACCACCUGAGUUAGUUCCACCGAAACAAACUAUAAAAACCUUACUGGAAAAGUUACAUCAUAAAUAUGCCAUGAAGCCAUGGACCGAAACCUUCAGACUUGUCCGGUACUGCUUGGACAAGCCUGUUGGCAAUUAUUUAAAGGACACCCUAGAUCACCCAUUACUGAAGUGUCAGGGUAUGCUCCAAGAUGCUGUAAAAGCAAAGUCCCUGUCUGCAAUACUGACACGUAUAGAGUCCAUAUCGAAGCAAAAGGGGUUGGAGUCCCACCUUGCCCCCAAUGGACGCAUUUGCUACAUUACUUCCGAAAUGUUUUACAUAGAAAUUCAAGUAAAGAAGAGUGGAAAAGUAGAAUUUGUAAAACUGGCGCACCAUGGGGAGGCACCUAAGAACUGCAGGGAAAUGCUCCAGUUUCUCAGAAUAAAGGAUUUUGAGAGUUUCGGGAUGAACCUAGAAGGGCUUUUAAAUUUAUACAACAUUCCAGGAAAUAGUGAAACAAAAGCUAAAGUAUACCUUGCCUUGCAGUGCCUGGAAGCAGACUUGUAUACCAUGCUCAAUAUGGGAAGGCUUAACGCUAAUGAGGACAGAGUGACUGCAAUUCUACAUGGACCAGUUGGUCACAUCACUGCCAGAAAUGGAGGGACCCCAUUGAAUAUAGAAUAUUAUAUUUCUCCAUCUCAAAUCUUGGAAGAAAAGCUUAAGCCAGGAACCUGCGUAGUAGGUGCUGCGACAUCUGUAACUGUCGCGGGUACAAAAAACUAUUACCAUCUUCCAGUCUCUCCCCUAAUAAAUGAGUCUCAGCAAGAAGGUAGAAGCAUUCCUGUAUUUACAGCUCUUACUGAUGACUUGAAUCUAGCCUUGCCCGCUUGCUUCUUCCUAAUGUUCUCGGAGCCUGUACCGUUAAUUUUGUCUUUUAUUCAUAUGAUCCAGAACAUAACAGGGCUUUCAGUUUUUGGAAUAAGGCAGUCUCCCUUACAUGAGCUCCUCAUUCAGAUGACCACCAAACCCAAUGGAGCUCAGGAAGUUUGUAAAGAGCCCAGGUUUAUAAAGGUAUAUUGUGAGCACGUGAAAUCUUGGUGUUUGUGGAGGUCUGUUCCAGAUAGCAUGGAUCAGUGCUACUAUAUAUACUCCAGCAUGGAAGAGUGUGCCUUAAUGGGUGCCUCGGUUAAUAAAAUACCUUUCACUCAUCCAAGUCAUGUACCUCAAAUCCUGGAAUUGCUUCGGCAACAGGCUGCCUACAAUGCUCUUGUAUGUAGCUGUAUAUCCAACAACAGAAAAACCAAAGACAGUGGUGAUUUGCUUCACUUUGAAGUCUUGUUGCAAUUGGACUGUAGAAUCUCUAUUUCAUUCCAGCAUCCUACAGGUUCCAGUCUUUGCUGUGUUUCCAUUGAUGUGAAUUCCAGGCAAUUAAGAAGCAAUAUCUAUACAAGCGCAUUAGAUCCUCCUUUUCCAUGUAGCUCAGAAUUUAUUACUCAAGUUAUGGAACGCUGCAUGUCCAUACCCAUUACUAUGAGAACUAUUUUCAAGAGGGCCGAGAAGGAGAAGACUUCUCAGGAAAUGACAAUUUCUGGUGCAGUUUACAACCAGUCUGCACUGUCAGGAGGUUUAAUGGAGAGCUCCCAGUGUAUGCCUAAUAUAGUACAACAUGGCAGACCACAAGAGAUCCAAUCAAGCUUUGAAAAUAACAACCUAUGUGUCUCAUUACCUAACACAACCCAUAAUGAUAAUAAUUCAAUGCCAGAUUGCAAAGGGGCAAUGGAGUCAAACACGCAAGAAUUUAGUUCUACAAAUGUUCAUGAUGUUCAUGAUACAAACUUUAGCACUGGACAUGUAGAUGCUAUUGUGGCAGAAACAUACUCUACCAUAGCCGAACAUUCAUCUGCUGUCAUUAUUCCUAAACAAGAUUCUGUAACUGUACAGGAUCUUAGUCCUAUCCCCACUGAACACCCAAGUCAUAUGAUGGCAGAAGGCCUCAGUCCUAUCAUGGCGGAAGACCACAGCUUGGUUCUAGAAGACCACAGCCCUAUGAUUACAGAGGAACAAAAUCCCAGUGUUGCUGAAAAGCUUAGUUCCAGCUUCGCAGAAGAACCAAGCUCAAGCUUUACUGGAGAACUCAGCUCGAGCAUCACAGAAGAGCUCAGCUUAAGUGUCACAGGAUUAAUGGCGCCAGGCUCAGUUCCAGAAAAUGAAACCAAUGACUUCUAUGAAAUACAAUAAUGAGAAUUUAAUUUGUUUGUUAAAUAUAUAAAUGUUUCAAAGCAUAACCCACUGUAUUCAUUUUGUUA